AUGGCUUCAAUUUCGAGCAUUUACUCAUCUUCCCCUACACUCAACUAUCAAAAUAACCAAAACGCAUUCCUAACCUCAACACGACGUCGUUCGGAUCUCCCUUUUUACCAAACCCGACCUAAACUCACCCAAACCCGCUCCGUCGCGCGCGAGGUUCCGACUAAUCUCUCCGCUGUCCAAUCAACAAGCCACCGUCUCGAGAAGGAUCCCCGCGCGUUAUGGCGUCGCUACGUUGACUGGCUUUACCAACACAAGGAAAUCGGACUGUAUCUCGAUGUGAGCCGGGUCGGGUUUACCGAUGAGUUUGUUGAGGAAAUGGAGCCGCGUUUGCAAGACGCGCUUAUAGCUAUGGAGAAGCUUGAGAAGGGAGCGAUUGCGAAUCCGGAUGAAGGUCGUAUGGUUGGACAUUAUUGGCUUAGGGAUUCGAAUCGUGCACCGAAUUCCUUUCUGAAGUCGCAGAUUGAUAAGACGCUUGAUGCUAUUUGUGGAUUUGCGAAUGAUGUCGUCUCUGGUAAGAUUAAGCCACCUUCUUCGCCGGAGGGAAGGUUUACUCAGAUACUUUCUGUUGGGAUUGGAGGUUCUGCACUUGGACCACAGUUUGUUGCAGAGGCACUUGCUCCGGAUAAUCCUCCACUCAAGAUACGAUUUAUUGACAACACAGAUCCUGCUGGCAUUGAUCAUCAGAUUGCACAACUUGGCUCUGAGCUAGCUUCGACACUUGUAAUUGUGAUUUCAAAGAGUGGAGGUACCCCUGAGACUAGAAAUGGCUUAUUAGAAGUACAGAAGGCCUUUCGUGAAGCGGGAUUGGAUUUCCCAAAACAGGGUGUUGCUAUUACACAAGAAAAUUCUUUGUUGGAUAAUACUGCCAGAAUUGAGGGAUGGUUAGCUAGAUUUCCCAUGUUUGACUGGGUUGGAGGUAGAACAUCAGAGAUGUCUGCAGUCGGCCUGCUUCCAGCAGCUCUGCAGACCAUUGAUAUUAGAGAAAUGCUUCUUGGUGCAUCACUUAUGGACGAGGCAAAUAGGAGUACUGUGAUAAAGAAUAAUCCUGCAGCUUUGCUGGCUUUAUGUUGGUAUUGGGCUACAGAUGGUGUAGGAUCCAAGGAUAUGGUUAUCCUUCCGUAUAAGGACAGCCUGUUAUUAUUUAGUAGAUACUUGCAGCAACUAGUCAUGGAAUCUCUGGGCAAGGAAUAUGACUUGGAUGGUAAUCGGGUUAAUCAAGGACUUAGUGUCUAUGGAAAUAAAGGAAGCACAGAUCAACAUGCCUAUAUUCAGCAACUGAGGGACGGUGUACACAAUUUCUUUGCAACAUUCAUUGAGGUGCUACGUGAUAGACCACCUGGUCAUGAUUGGGAGCUUGAACCGGGUGUUACCUGUGGUGACUACCUGUUUGGUAUGCUACAGGGAACAAGGUCAGCUUUGUAUUCUAAUGACCGUGAAUCCAUCACAGUCACCGUGCAAGAAGUGACACCUAGAUCAGUUGGUGCCCUUGUUGCACUGUAUGAACGAGCAGUUGGGAUAUAUGCCUCACUUGUCAACAUAAAUGCUUAUCACCAGCCUGGUGUGGAAGCUGGUAAAAAAGCAGCAGGAGAAGUUUUAGCACUUCAGAAGCGGGUGUUGGCAGUGCUAAAUGAGGCAAGCUGCAAGGAGCCUGUUGAGCCAUUGACAAUUGAAGAAGUAGCUGAACGUUGCCAUGCUCCAGAAGAUAUUGAAGUAAUUUACAAGAUUAUUGCUCAUAUGGCUGCCAACGACAGAGCACUAAUUGCCGAAGGUAACUGUGGUUCUCCAAGGAGCGUCAAAGCUUUUCUUGGGGAGUGUAAUGUUGAUGAUUUGUUUGCAUGA
This is a messenger RNA of Lathyrus sativus (Indian pea), 1839 nucleotides long. Lineage: Eukaryota; Viridiplantae; Streptophyta; Magnoliopsida; Fabales; Fabaceae. The record is from the annotation of a GenBank genome assembly.